This is a messenger RNA of Leptosia nina, 429 nucleotides long. The record is from the annotation of a GenBank genome assembly. Lineage: Eukaryota; Metazoa; Arthropoda; Insecta; Lepidoptera; Pieridae.
AUGCCUAACGCCGGCCAGUGGACAGCGGCUGUCACGAAUGCGCGGCGUGCGUCGCCGGCGAGUCACUCGAGCGAGUCAGCCCGACGCGAAGUGCGAACGGAUGAGAGGCGGCCAUUGGUCGCGUGCACGUGGCCUGAUCUCACACCAUGGCAACGGGGAGCGGCCUCGCCCCGCGACACCCCGCGACCCGCUACAUAUUCGCACAAGGAGUCUGCUUCGAGGCGUAGACGAGCGCUGUCGUUUCGCGCGGAACACUUCCGUACUAUUAUCUACACGAAUAUAGAUCGCGUGCCGGUCGAUAUUCUAAUACAGAAAACGAUCCGACCGCGACGCGAAUUAUUUGUUUAUCGUCGUAAUACGAUUCCAGUGUCAGUGUCGAGUGUCGAAGGCUCACGCCAGAUUCGUGCGAAUCCUUUAGAUCACUCCUGA